AUGGCGACAACUUACGGUACAUGCUCUUUCUGCGGUCAAAGCCUGAACGAACUUCCAUAUGGCUUGAAGCAGAACUCCAACAAUAUAGACAUCUCGGUUCACACCUUAUGCGCAAAACCACUCCUCUCUGCUUAUCCCGUAUACGACGACGAACAAGCCCCUCAAACUGUGGAACUCAUACCGUCUCGAUGCGCAAAGGGAGGCACGGCUCAUGCAUCGACGUACAGCCCUAACACUUGCUCGGUGUUGAUCUCUCGAACGGGUGAGAACCAGAGCGUCCCCGUCGUCCUUGCGUAUUGCACCGAGGACGAGGCCAAGUCGGUCUAUGAGCGGGGUGAAUAUUUAUUCUACUCGCCGCCGAUGGACAGAGAAACGGCGACGUUCAAUUUGUGGGAUUAUCAGGGGUAUCUGAGCGGACUACAUAGUGCUAGGACAAAGCAAACGGCUGCACCAAGCUUGCCGAAUUACUUUAAGGAGUGA
This is a messenger RNA of Tremella mesenterica DSM 1558, 480 nucleotides long. RefSeq lists its product as uncharacterized. The transcript has 2 exons. The record is from RefSeq and is a predicted model, not a curated record. Bases 1 to 480 code for a protein of 159 amino acids. Lineage: Eukaryota; Fungi; Basidiomycota; Tremellomycetes; Tremellales; Tremellaceae.